Pectinophora gossypiella (pink bollworm) is the source of this 2763-nucleotide messenger RNA. Its product is annotated as zinc finger protein 28-like. The coding region runs from base 1 to 2763 and encodes 920 amino acids. Gene Ontology annotation, molecular function: DNA-binding transcription factor activity, RNA polymerase II-specific; RNA polymerase II transcription regulatory region sequence-specific DNA binding. NCBI's taxonomy places the organism in Eukaryota, Metazoa, Arthropoda, Insecta, Lepidoptera, Gelechiidae. The transcript has 4 exons. Gene Ontology annotation, biological process: regulation of transcription by RNA polymerase II. The record is from RefSeq and is a predicted model, not a curated record. Gene Ontology annotation, cellular component: nucleus.
AUGCAUAUAGAGCACACCGCAUUCGUCGUUUUCGGCCAUGGCGACAAGUCUUCAAUCCAGGAGCACCUUAGAUGCGCUCUUAUAUGGCUGACGUAUCCUAAAUCAGAUCUUAGCAGUAUCCCACAUAUUAACGUCAAAAGUGAAUCCAAAGAAAGUAAGUCUGACGAUGAGGGCUGGACUGUGCGUAUAGUUAAUACCGAACCUGAGAAGAUAUUUGAACAAAGUUCCAUGAAGCCCAAGAUCAAGAAAAUCAACAAGUUCCCUGUGAAACUACAUGCUCAGAGGGACGAUCUUAAAAAGAUUGCCAUGAAAAUCAAUCAAUUUGGGCCAAUCAAAAUCUUUUUUAGAGAUAACAAUAUAAUUACCAAAGGUAGAGAUAAGAUCAAAUUUUCUAAACCUGAUAAGAACCCUGCGUCUACUUCGGAGGAAACCGAUUUGCUGUCUUUAAAUGUCGAGCCUCCGAAUAGUCACGGCGGGACGUUGGAACAACACCGACAGAAUAUACAGGAAAUACUGUUAUAUUCGAACGCAACUCCGAUUAAUCGGGGAGGUCUCAGUUACUCGUGCUGUUUUUGCCUUGAAAGAUACACCACCCCGCAAGACCUGAAAAAACACAACCUAGACUCGCACACUGACGAAGACAAAAAAUAUUUCAUGGAGACACGAUUAAUGUCCACUUUCAUUGUCAAACUGGAUAUUACUUCUUUACAGUGCAAGCCGUGUGGAAUUCCUAUAGAUGUACUAGAAGACCUCAUGCAACAUUUGUAUAAAGUCCACAAGAGACCAAUUCACUUUGAUAUUAAAAACCACAUCAUACCUUAUAAAUUUGUGGACGACACCAUAAGGUGCGUUAUAUGCCAAAAUAUUUAUCACUCUUUUAAAAAGUUACAAGAACAUAUGCAUAGUCAUUACAGCAACUACGCUUGCAAUUACUGUGAAGCUGGUUUCGUCAACCAGGCAAUGUUAGCAGCCCACAUCAGAACGCAUAAGGAAUCGAUGAGCCCUGCGAUCUUCAAAUGUGAGUUAUGCCCCAAAGCGUUCCCAACGUCUCUCCGUAAAAAGGCUCACAUAAGAGAUGUCCACGUACAGUCUAUGAGGAAUAUAAAAUGCGCUUACUGCGGGGAAAAAUUUGAAACCUACAACGCAAGGUUCAAACAUUUGGCUGAUGUUCACGGAGUCAAAUUCACCAAGUGUUACUGUCAGGCUUGUGACCGCGUGUUUCCACGGAAGAGUGCUCUGACGACCCAUAUAAAGAGGAGCCAUUUGAUGGAACGCCCUCACCCAUGCUCGGAUUGCGAUAAAAGCUUCUUUUCCCGGAAAGAACUAGAAAACCAUAUGGUCAAACACUCCAGCGCUAAGGAGUUCAAAUGUAACGAAUGCCACAAAACCUUUGCGAGGUGGAAGACUUUAAGAGAACAUCUUCGUAUUCAUUUGAACGAGCGCCGUUUCAAAUGCGACCACUGCCAUCAGACGUUUGUGCAGAAGUGCAGUGCCCCACGCGUUACCGUGAAAAGAGAAUUCGUUAGCAUCGGCCCGCCAGACUUGCUAACCGAGCAAGGUAAAACUCCGCGAAAAGUGUCUAAAGCACGUCAAAAGCCUUCGAUUAAAGCUGAUCCCGACUUUGACACAGCGAAAACUACAAGCAGAAAAUUAUCUGCGCCCAAAGGUGAUAAAGGCAAACUCACAGAAAAAGCAGUCAAAGUUGAGAGAAAAUCUGCUACCGAAGAAAGCGAGAUAGAAAAGCAUAGGACUAACAUAAAAAAUGUACUGAAGUACUCAAAUGCGAGUCCAAUAAGAACUCACAGUGAUGUUGGGUACACCUGCGUUUAUUGCGAUGAUCACUACCAGGACCCGGCCGAUCUAAAACGUCAUUCAUUAGAUAAACAUGAUGGCAUAAGUUUUCUAAAAAACAUAAAAUCUUUCGCGCUAUUAGUCAAACUAGAUAUUACCGGGCUCUCUUGUAAAAUUUGUAAUGAAAACUUAGAUACUUUGGAAAUGCUCUUCAGCCAUCUUAGAGAUGUGCAUACUAAGACCAUUUACACUGAUAUUAAGAACCAGAUUCUACCGUUUAAGUUCGAUGGAAGUGUCCUACGGUGCUGGAUGUGUGCAAACGUUUUUCCAAACUUCAGACAUUUUCAAGACCACUUAAGGAAACACUAUAGGAACUACAUUUGCGAAGUAUGUGACGAAGGGUUUGUGAACAAGAAAGCUUUAACUAUCCACAGUUAUACACACAAAACCGGCGCAUUCAGUUGCGAGCAAUGCUCUAAAGUUUUCGACACGAUACAAAAGAAGAGAGUCCACGAGAAGAGAGUUCAUGACGUCCAUGUAGUCAAAUGCGGUUUUUGCACGGAAACCUUCAAGGGUUACAGGCAGAAAUUCAAGCAUUUGACAAAGAUACACGGAGUACCGUCUUCUACUUAUGCAUGUCAAGCUUGCAGCAGGGUUUUCGUGACUGCUAUAGGCCUAAAAGACCACAUAAGGAAAAUUCACCUAAUGGAAAGACGCCACAAAUGCCCAGAGUGUGAGAUGGCCUUCUACAAACAGGCACAACUGAAUGAGCAUAUGGUGAAACAUUCGGGGAAGAGACAGUUUCAAUGCAACGUGUGUCAGAAGACGUACCCUAGAAAGAAUGCGCUAAGGGAGCACCUGAGGAUCCACGCGAAUGAUCGCAAGUUCAAAUGUGAACAUUGCAUGCAGUCAUUUGUCCAGAAAUGUAACUGGCGCUGUCAUAUGCGCACCAAACAUGGGGAGAAGGUCUAA